UGUAGACUUGUAGAGUUUAGUAGUUCGUGUCAUACGUUUGUACGGUAUUAUGAUGCGUUUUCUGUGUAACAUGUAAGUGAUUUGAUGGUGGAGACAGGAAAUCACGGAAAGACGCAUAUUGAGUGUGGCGUGGAUUAGGAGAGCACUCAUGGACUCCAAGGGAACUAGUUGGCUGAAAAAAGAGAAGAAUGAAGUAUAUGCUGAACCAGGCUCCUUCGUUCAGUUACACACAUCUACCAUGAAAUUAAAAGAAGAAUUGGAUGAGAAAGUGAACCAACAGUUUCUUGAAGGUCCGCUAAAGAUUGUAAUGCCUAGUCUCCAUAUAAAGCAAGACCUAGAACUAAAACAGGAGGAUGGCAUUGAGCGUGAUUGUCUUGAAGAUAAUUUGGUAAUCUCUUGGCCAAAUGAUUUUAUCAAGGAGGAUCCUGAACUAAAUUUGGAGGUGGGUGGAACUGAGAAUACUGUGGCAGCCUCAAUAAGAAAUGCAUCUGAUAGUUUAAGUUUCAUUCAAAGUGCUGGUGACAGCUGUAACGUUUCGUAUCAAGAAGCAUUACAUCAAGGACUAGUCGAUGACGAUCAGAAGAUAGAUACAGAGAUGUCAACAGAUUUCAGUAUGUCUCAUAACUAUACCAAGUUACGGACUUCACAUGAAGACAGCUUAUGUGGCACUAGAUUAAGUUGUAGCAUCAGGGAAAAGGAAUUCCAUAAGUUUAACUGUAGUUUCUGCCUACAGAGCUUCCCUUCAAAAUACAGACUCAUAAUGCAUAUCUUCAUCCACAUGGAUGGUGUGCAGGCACCUGCAUAUGUGUGUAAGUCAUGUGGUGAGGUAUUGCCCACUGAUGACAGCUUGAAAGAACAUUUGAGAAUGAGUGAGGGUGACCAAGCAUUAUCAGCUGCCAACAGUGAGAAACUUGAAUGCAGUGAUUACCAUGAAAACAUCAUCUCCUUAGAAAGUGUACGAGAAGAAAUCGUGGAACAGACUGAGAAGCAAUCUUCAUCCAAGGAAACCAGGAAAACUUUAAGGAAAUCCUUUAGUGACACAAGCAAUACACUUACUGUGACACAAGUUGCAGAGCAACUCAGAUAUGAUGACUAUGGAAUUUUGUGUACAAGUGAUCAUGUUAAUGUCCACACUGUGCUAAGUGCAAAGAGACGUCACAAAUGUGAUGUUUGUGGCAAAUUGUUUAAUCGUUCAAAUAGUCUCAAGGUACACGAAUUAAUACACACGGGAAAGAGACCCCACGAAUGCCAUGUUUGUGGGAAAUCGUUUACUCAGUCGAGCCAUCUCAAAAGACAUGAAUUAAUACAUACAGGAAAGAGACCCAUUGAAUGCGGUGUUUGUGGAAAAUCGUUUAUUCUUUCGGGCAGUCUGAAGGCUCACGAAUUAAUACACACGGGAAAGAGACCCCACGAAUGCCGUGUUUGUGGAAAAUCGUUUACUCAGUCGAGCAAUCUCAAAAGACAUGAAUUAAUACAUAAAGGAAAGAGACCCCAUGAAUGUGGUGUUUCUGGAAAAGCGUUUACUCAGUCGGGCCAUCUCAAGACCCAAAACGUAAUACACACAGGAAAGAGACCCCACGAGUGCGAUGUUUGUGGAAAAUCUUUUACUAAGUCGAGACAUCUCAAGAGCCACGGAUUAAUACACACUGGUAAGAGAUCCUACAAAUGUACUGUUUGUGGAAAAUCGUUUAUUCGUUCGGACAAUCUCAAGGUACACGAAUUAAUACACACAGGAACGAGACCCCAUGAAUGCGGUGUUUGUGGAAAAUCGUUCACUCUGUCGGGCCAUCUCAAGACCCACUUGUUAAUACACACAGGAAAGAGACCCCACGAAUGCGAAGUUUGUGGAAAAUCAUUUACUCAGUCGGGCCAUCUCAAGAGGCAUUUGUUGACACAUAUUGGAAAGAGACCCUACAAAUAUAGUGUUGCGUAAAUCGUUUCCUCAAUGGGGCAGUCUCAAGAAACACGAAUUAAUACACACUGAACAGGGACCACACAGUCAAUGUUGGUGGCAAAUCGUUUUCAGAACUGGGUCAUCUGAAAAUACACGCAGGAAUGAGCCCCUACAAAUAUGAUACUUGCGGCAAAUAUUUUUCUUACUCUGGUAAUCUCAAGGAAAUCAUUAGUACACACCGGUAAACGACCACACAAAUGUAGUAUUUUUGGCAAAUUGUAUAAAAACUCGAGUAACCUCAAGAAACAGCUAUCACUACACACUGAAAAGAAGGCUACACAGAUGUGAUAUUUACUGGGAAUCUUUUAAUCCGGUCUAUCAUCUUUAGAAGCAUGCAAUAAUACACAUUACGUAGAGACCACUCAAAGUAUUGUUGAGGUCUGUAGACUUAAACAUGUUCAAAGGAGACCACAAGUGCGUUAUGAAUAUUGUUCGCAUGUGCUACAGAAAGGUCACAAAAAAUACGACAAAUCCGUUUUCACAGCUUCAUGUUCAAAGAAGUUGCAUACUAAAUACAAUAUAUGAAGCACACAUUGCAAUUUUUUGUUGUAAAUGCUCCAUGCUAUAACGAUCUGUCUACCAGAAAUUGGUGCAUUGAGAGAUAUCUGUUACUUGUUUGAGUAGAAGUCCUAUGCAGUAAUCACGACUCCAUAUUCUUCAAGAGAAUUUACCAGUAUGUUGCUAAUUAUUUGAAAGAAACUGCCAUUUCAAUAUUCAUGAAGCUGUAGGCAGUACCCAGGCGACAGCAUAAAUGUGUUUAUUACACGUCCAUCACUCAGGCUAUUUUUCUCAACGAUGGAGAAAGAUACAAAAAUAUCAUGAUUAUGCAAACAUGUUACUGAGGUAUGCCUUCUUAAUAGUAAUGCUGUUUGUGUGAUCAAAAUUUGCACACAUGUGAACUAUCUGUGCUACUUCUACAUUAGGAAAUAACUGAUGGUGGCAAGUAUGCAGAGAUCAGGCAAAAAUUGUAAUCAUCUGCCUAGUAGCACUUUCAGACUGAAAUACAACAGUGCUUCUGUAUGGUAUGGACUCAUUAGUACUCUGUUAGUUUUCCACUAGUAAAUUGGACUAUAUGUCUACACACACCUCACACAGUUCCCAUUUACUGCAGGCUAUCAGUUUGUUGCUGUGUAGUUGGUGUGCAAUAGCAUCCCAAAUUCGUUUCAUAAUCAUUUAAUGAGGUGGGAAAGACAACAGUGUGAGCUAUCAUGAUGCUCAAACCAUUACAGUGUGAUUCUGACCUUGUGAUUGUGACCAGGGAAUACAUCAACCAUUAAGUGACACAGAGGUUGCAAUUAUGUUCGUGUUCUCCACAUCUGUCAUGGUGCUUCCAAUUAUGACCAGCUGUUUCUUGGCGUCUCAUAUGAAUAUCCCCUAUAGCAUGACAUUGCCCCCAACUUUCUGCACCUGUUGUGUAGUGCAUGUGUUGAACGACUGUUCAUCUGGGUGAUGGCACAUCAGGGCACAACCAUUGACCUGGUCCACAAGAAAUGUCACUUAUCCCAACACGUGACACAUCUUUAUUGGUAUGCAGUCCAAUCUCAAUUAUCCCAUUUGUAUUACUAUAGUAACUGACAAUGUUGUUAGAUCAACAUGGGAAUACAAAGCUGUUAUAUAACUUGGGGCCUCAUGUUCAACAGUGUCUGCUGAAUAGCUUGAAACUCAUGUGCCUGCUCAAGCAUUUUCUCCUGUCUCCACAGAUUGCCAUCAAUCCCAUUUUACAGAGCAGCUAGGUUCUGAUCUCCUUGUUCUAGGUAAUGCAUGGUAAUCCUACAACCUUUUGUCAACUUGUGGAUAUACCAUCUUUCAAAGAUGUUCCAUAGAGGCUAAUGAUAGAAGCAUCUGAGCAGCCAACCAGAUUCACUGUUUUUUAGCUGCACUUACCCAGGCACCAGGCAAAACCAUCUGCUCUUUGGCAAAGUUAUUUAUGCCAGUUUUUUACACAUACUGUAACUAGAAUGAUCACCCAUUCAUUGCUGGUUAUAUAGUUUCGUUACUACUUGACAUAACAAAAAUGCCACUGGGUAGCACACACUCCUCCUAGGGAAGUGGGUAUAAUGAUUUGGAUCAACAGUGUAUCUUGACACAAAAGGAUCUUUGGUAAAUUAUGUAGUAAUUCAAAUUUUCAUGUUUCAUUAAAUUUUAUGCCAAAAUACUAUUGUCAGUUUAAGUGCCAUAUUUCUUGUGAAAAAUAU
Messenger RNA from Schistocerca serialis cubense, 4149 nucleotides. Its product is annotated as zinc finger protein 3 homolog. Bases 149 to 1933 code for a protein of 594 amino acids. Gene Ontology annotation, biological process: regulation of transcription by RNA polymerase II. Gene Ontology annotation, molecular function: RNA polymerase II cis-regulatory region sequence-specific DNA binding; DNA-binding transcription activator activity, RNA polymerase II-specific. Lineage: Eukaryota; Metazoa; Arthropoda; Insecta; Orthoptera; Acrididae. Gene Ontology annotation, cellular component: nucleus. The record is from RefSeq and is a predicted model, not a curated record. The transcript has 7 exons.